This is a messenger RNA of Batrachochytrium dendrobatidis JAM81, 2561 nucleotides long. RefSeq lists its product as uncharacterized. The transcript is spliced from 3 exons. NCBI's taxonomy places the organism in Eukaryota, Fungi, Chytridiomycota, Chytridiomycetes, Rhizophydiales. Gene Ontology annotation, cellular component: nucleus. The record is from RefSeq and is a predicted model, not a curated record. Gene Ontology annotation, molecular function: zinc ion binding; DNA-binding transcription factor activity, RNA polymerase II-specific; DNA binding. Gene Ontology annotation, biological process: regulation of DNA-templated transcription; DNA-templated transcription. Bases 1 to 2322 code for a protein of 773 amino acids.
AUGGACAUUUCAGAUGAAAAUUGCAAUGGAAGCACUUUUGAUACCAUGAGUGUUUCUAAGCCAAAUGGUCACGAUUCUCUUAUGGCAUCCCAUCCCCGCCCAUCUCGAGCUACCCCUGCUUCGACAAGAAGAUCGAAACAUGCCGCAUCCGCUUUACCUCAGACCCGCAAGGCCUGUGAAUCUUGUCGACAAAAGAAAGUACGAUGUGAAGGCGGUCGUCCAUCCUGCACUGAAUGCAUUGCUCGACAGUUGGUUUGCAUUUAUUCAGUACAGCAACGUCGUAACAACCAUCAGCAACGCAAAACACCUGCCUGGACUCCAUCUCCAAAUCAUAUGCAAACCAUGAGGGUCAUGGAACAAAGACUCUUGGAACUUGAGCUUAAGCUCAAUCAAGUAGCGCCCGAAAAUCAAAAUGGUCUUGCGCCUACUUCUAUGAAUCCUGCAUUCGCCAUGUCACAUCAACCUUCCUUGCUACAACCAAGCCAUUCCAGGUCACCUUCUGCAACCCAACAUUCCGCCAGUCCAUCCAUCAGCACUGAUCAAUCUACUCUAUCCGACCAUUCACUUUUUCAAGAUAGUACAACCCAGUCACAACAAUUGCAAGAAUGUGCGUCGUCGUAUUUUCAAUCUCAUCCCAUACCAUCUAUACCCGACGCAUCUUCUGUUGAUGACCUGCCUCGAUUCAGUUUUGAAGUAUACACUAUUCUCCAUCAACAUAUCUGUUCGGCCUUUCCUCUUCUUACGGUAGACAAUCCCUAUAUCUCUCUCAACAGUCCGUUUAUUUUGAAUGCAGCCCAUGCUGUUACAGCACGCUAUACCACCAGACCUCGGCGUGGUGCUCCUCUCUACCACAAGGGCAAAGCUUAUUUCGAGCGGGCUAUAAAUAUGAUGGGUGAUGUGUUGUUGGAAGGUCCUUCUUAUACAAACAUUCUAGGCAUGCUACUACUGUCAUGGUGGUGUGUUGGUAUUGGAUGGUGUGACAAGGCUUGGUUAUGCACAAAUAAUGCCGUGUCAAUGGCCCAUUUACUUGGAUUGCACAACGAAGUACGCUAUCCAAGCAAUGUAUCCCCUUUAGAGCAGCAGCUUCGACGCACUAUUUGGUGGAUUUUGUACGAGUGUGAUCGUGAAGGUGCAAUUUCUAACCGAAUGCCUUUUAGCAUUCAAGAGUCAAGCCCAAAGCUUGUUCCCUACCCUGCGGAUCUAAGCUUCAUUACCGCCAAUCGUGAAAGUCAGGAAUCUGAAUGGGAGAUGGGCAUCAAGCGUAAAGACAAUUCUUUUUUAUUGUCCAAACCUACUAUGACUAAAAGUUCUCCCUGCCUUUCUAUGGGAGAAAAAGCUGCUGAUUCAGAGCCGGUCCUUGUUGCUAUUUAUGAUGAACACCAAAACAAAACUUUUGCCUUGCCAGAUACGUUUUUUGGAAAUAUCGAUCGUUUAUCAGAGCUGCUUCAUAUCACAACUCGAUUACACAAGCUUUGUAUUUUUGAAGCUGAAUUGGACCCACUAAACUCUUCAAUCAAUAUUCUCAACAAGAUUUCAGCUGACAGACAUGAAAUUCAUAACGAUCUGCAUAGUUGGCUAGCCCAACUUCCUAAACUCUUGCAACAUCCACACUCCAUCUACUUUCCACAACCCAAGUUAUUGUUUAGACAAACCUGGCGCGAUGCAUACAUUCUCGCUCUAUACCACUCAUCAUUGAUUGAGUUGCACUUGCCAAAUCUAGCACGAAUGGCGGAUCUGGGUUUGCACAGUGUUGUGUGCUCCGAUCCUAUCUUUUCCAUCUGUGUUGACUCGGCACUUGUAGUUGAGCGUAUUGUUACCACCAUGCUAGUGCAUAAUCGAUAUGGUUUGUAUAUGCCACCAGGAUUCCAUUGCACGAUUCUUCCAGCAGCAAAACUUAUAUGGAUUGUAGCUCGAGUUGGAUAUAAGCCUCACGAAGCUCAUUUACACUACCAGGCCGGACUACACACUCAAUCUGGCAUUGACACCAUUCACGAAAAGUUUAUCCAGUUCAUAGAAAAUUGUCUAGUCUAUUGGUGUGUUUUACACAAGCACUUGGAUAUGCUACGCAUGUUACGACGAACGUUUACUCCAUUGCUUACUGCACCGAUAUAUAAUGGCGAAUGUGGGUCUAAAUCUAUUGAAUCUACUUUUCAGAAUGUUGCGUCGCUAUCCCAUCAUACCUAUACCAAGGCUACUGGAAGCGGCUGUGUUAGCUUGGGCUUGAGAAAUGUUGAUGAUGGCGAUAAAAUUGGUGCUGAUUUGGCUCAACCUUUUGAUUUGCAGCCUACAGCUGAAAAGCUGUUUGGAUUCGACCCAUUUUAAAAUGCUGAAUACAUAUCGACAGUGAUUUGAUUGAAUUUUAGCCUAGUCUGGCAUCUAAUAGAUCUGGUCUGAAUAUACUAUCAGCAAAUAAGCCAAUAGUUGGAUUACCGCUUUUUUCAAUAUCAAUUGCUUGCCAUUUCAUCAUGCUUAACUACAACAUCAUCCAACUACUGAUUGAACAUGCAGCCAACCUAUACUCCACAUCUACUUGUGUAAUAAACAAUCCGACAUUUUCUCAU